Molecule: messenger RNA, 2814 nt
Organism: Camponotus floridanus (Florida carpenter ant)
Lineage: Eukaryota; Metazoa; Arthropoda; Insecta; Hymenoptera; Formicidae
Gene: Dnaaf5
Product: dynein assembly factor 5, axonemal
Exons: 6
Coding region: 210-2756 (848 amino acids)
Biological process (GO): outer dynein arm assembly; cilium movement; inner dynein arm assembly
Cellular component (GO): cytoplasm
Molecular function (GO): dynein intermediate chain binding
Source: RefSeq, a predicted model, not a curated record
UUUGCAAAAUAUAUAUGAAUUUAUAAUAGCAAUUAUGCGAUCAAAAGAGAUCAAAAGAACGUAUAUCAUCAAUCCACAGGAGUGUUGUCAUGGAAACACAGUAUUUAGAUCGGAUAUUAAUUAUUUCUUAUAUACUCUGUAAGUUCGAACUUCUAUGCUUUUUGUAUUAUACUGUCAUUUUGAUUUCAGAAAAAGAAUCUGAUUAAAACAUGGAAUUGGAUCUUGAAUUAAGCAAGAUUAUCGUUUCGUUGCAAGCGGACGAAAAAAAUCGUCGCAGACAAGCAUUAGAAGAAAUAAUGAAAAAUAUAUCUCGGGAAGAGAUGUCGAGCAGACUCGACGAUUUGGCCAAAAUAUGGGAGAGUAUAGAUAGAUUUCUAGUCAGAAUCUUGAAUGAUAAUACUGAGACAUGUCGAGAUCUGACUGUAGGAAUACUGAAGAUUUUUCUCGAAGCUCUGCCACCCAACGACAAGCACAUAAUUUAUGUUAUACCGAUAAUGUCCAGACGAUUAGGCGCACAGGAGCAGCUCGAGCCGUCAGAGGAAGUACGUUUGAAGUGCGUGUCUCUUCUGCGUAUGAUAAUCGCAAAAUACAAAGAUUUAUUAGUGCCAUACAUCCAAGAUGUGACAGGAAUAUUGGCACGCACCGUUAUGGAUAAUUAUCCAAAUGUAAAAAAGGAGAGUUGCAGAUGUAUAUCGGAGUAUGCAAAGACUCUGCCAAGACAUUUCUACUCGCAAUCGGAGCAUUUAAUAAAACCCAUCUUAAGUAAUUUUACGCACCAGCAUUACAGAGUUCGGCUUGCCGCUGUUAAAGCGAUAGGUGAUGUUAUUCAACAUGGAAAUAGUAAGUCGAUGGAAGAAGUAGCGACUCCUUUGGCACAGAGGCUUUUUGAUCAAAAUGGAAUUGUCAGAGAAGCUAUAAUUGAGGUAUCUGGCUACUGGUUGACGCAAUUACCUGAUAGAUAUGGUUGGUGGCACAAACUUCUUCCAUUGAUCCUGACAGGAUUGCAUGAUGAACUUGAAGAGAUUCGUGUGAAAGCAGCAAAUUUGUGGGAUGCUGCAGGAAGAUUAUACAUGGAAGAAAAUGAAAACGACAGAAAAUUAAAAGAUAAGAUGGAUUUUCUUACAGAAGAUCCGGAACAUUAUCCUCCAGAAAUUUCUAGGCCAAAUUUAGGAUGUCGUAUAAUUGCACAGCAGAAUUUAUGUAAGCUAAUUAAUGGUAUCAGUGUCGAGCUUGGAGAUUGGUUGCCAGAUAUACGUGUACGCUCUGCACAAUUACUCUGCAUAUUGAUAUUAAAUGUUGAAGAGGAUGUUACACAAUAUAUUGAAAAGCUCUUGCCACCUAUGUAUCGUGCUUGCAAUGACGAAGACAAAAGAGUCGUGGGCUGUGUGGAAACCGCUGCGCGAUAUCUGGGCUAUUUUGUAGAGCCUAAAAUUUAUUGUCAUUUGAUGCUUCCCACUUUGGAGGAAUGUCUAACAGUCGGACACCUACGUGUCUUCUCGGCGAUUAUCAGUGGCAGCGAACGGCGAGCUCUUUCGUUACAGUUAAACAAAGUUGCUUCCUUUUUACAGCAACCAUAUGUUUGCCAAAGCAGAAAGAGUAACUAUCAACGUCAAAUAUUAUCUUCCUGUGAUUCUCUGCUUGUAGUUUGUAAACAGGACUGCAUAUCAAUUACUCAAGCAUUAUUCACCGUAAUAUUCACCGUGUACGCGAUGAGUGUAGAGUCUUUCAUUCGCGAGGAAGCAGACAGACUCUUGGAAGUGCUCAUCGAUAUAAACUCGUUAAAGGAUAAGGAAGAUCUUUUUCGCAAUCAUGUAAAACCGCUGUUAACGUCGAUUCAUGAUGACUGUGCCUCAUGGUCGAUUUACAGUGCAGAAUCGCAAAUUUUUAGCGCUUGCUUAAGUCAUGCUGGAAUCGCCAUAGCACAUAAUAUGGAUCUCGCAUUACCUAUUCUCAAGAAAACUAUGAGCAAAGACGCCGAUCCUGAAUUGAAACUGCGACACUUUAUUCUGCUUUCAGAAUAUUUUCUUAAUAAUCAGAAUUUAAAUCAAUAUAUUGAGGAUCCACAUAAAUUCGUGAAUACGAUUAUCGAGGAAUUGGUUGUGCCUGGACUCAUUUGGAGUGCUGGCAGAGCGGCUGAAGCUAUUCGUACAGCCGCAGUUUGUUGCCUCUGUGCCAUCCUGGAGAACAGGAUAAUUAAUUCCGGCGAGAAAAUAGACGACUCGUCUUCAAAUGAAAAAGCUAAAAUUUACAUUACAGUAGACGAGUUUCCAUCUAUCUUUGAUAAAGUCACGCCUGUUUUAGUCAGUUUGGUAGACGAUAAAGCGAAGAAAACUAGACUGUACUCUAUGCGUGCUAUUUGUUUAUUAAUAACAGUUGGACAGAGAUUAGCCUGUUUGAACGAUGAACAUAUUCAUCGCACAUAUCCAGUGGUAUUGAAAAGACUCGACGAUGGUUGCGAUGAUGUUCGCUAUGCUGCUGUGGAAGCACUCGUUGAUAUAUGGAACAGUGCGUCUAAAGAAUAUGAUAUUAUCGGCAGUAGAAGUCAUAUUGAUGCUCUAUACACGACAAUGAUUAUUCAUUUGGAUGAUCCAGAAUCCCGUUUCCAAGAGACAAUGUUAGAUGCUUUAAAGAGUGUCGCAAAGAUUUAUCCCGAAUUAUUGCAUCAAAAAUUACAUAAUUGUCAACCAAAUUUUAGGAACAAAACAGGGAUAGAAGCACUUUUGGAAUAUUGUCAAAGUAUAUUACAAAAAGAUUAAACUCAUUUCUGAAGAUUUUUAGUAAUAUAGUAUAGAUUAAAAAUGAUUAGAUAUAAAC